CCCAAACUCCCAGUCAUCCUAAUUUUUCAUCACCUUUGCGCACACACCGUGCCUAGGAAGAUCUUAAGGGCAUCAGCAGUGUGGGUGUGGAGAGAGAGAGAGAGAGAGAGAAAGAGAGAGAUGGGGGAGUCGGGAGGGGCCCAUGCCAUUGCCCAAUUGUACGGGUUCGAAUUUCACCAAAGCCAUCCACCAUCCAUCUAUCCCUUCCCAGUCGCCUAGGAACGGUACGUCCUGAUCCGGAUCAACGCUGGGCCCAAUCCUCUGGCAUUCUCGUACUACAGCGCCGCCCACGCUAGAUGACAAUGGCUGCCGGCUAGUGUUGGAGCUGGCUUCAACUUCAAGGGACUGCCAUGCAAUCGGCAGCCCUUGUCCAUUCGACAUCCCGCCGAAUCUCUAGCCUCGUCUACCUCCAAGGCAGCCAGGCCAGCCCUCGAGGUUUAAUCGUCGUCCAGGGCCGCCAGGGCCUCGUAAACUCAUCCCCUCCACCACAUCAUUCACCCAACGACAAACUGGAAGGGCACGAAGAAAUUCAGCUCGAAAUCGCCACUCAUGCCAGUUCAUGAGCCAUAGCUGGAACUUCAAGACACAUAUCGCCCUCGAAUGGACCCCUGGAGACCGACGCCAGCGAUUCACGCAUACACCAGUCAGCUACUAGAGUCAGAAUCCUUAUCUCUUGGAUGCCAGGGGUGGGGCCUGGUUCGCCCGUCCCGACUGCAUCUCGAGCGCCUCUGCGAGCCUCCCAGAGAUAAGCAACAAGCUCGCAAGCCUCUGUUUCGUCACAGGCAAAGACCGUCGAGAUAAGGCAUGGGCCCGGAGUUAGAGGCUAUUCUUCUCGCCUUAUCGGCUCAGAGUGCUUCGCUAUCCUGACGAUGAGAGUCGCAAGAGCGGACAGCCAGCGCCACCUACCCAAUCUCAGGAUCUCGCCUCCUCGUCAAUAUUAGCGCUUAACAGAAAGCAGUCUUCUUUCAGCUGGGUCGUGAACAUCUGGGGAAAGCCUCGACCUAUCAACCUUGUCAUCAACGAUCUCACCCGCGAUCUACAUCGUAAUCAGCUCUGAACGAAGUUUCCAACGUGCUCGCUCUCUCAGUGACACCAUCUCGCUUGGUUCCGAGCCCAACCCCCUGGACAACCUCGCAAGGCACACCCCCGGGUAUACCUGUCAAUUCUUCGAGCUUCUCCUUGGCUCCCGGCCAUCAAGAGGGUCGAGUGGAUCGAGACAAAACGUGCAGCACCGGGACUGUCCUUCGAGACACUGUCCUAGUCCUCCAACCUACAUACGCUACAGGAAGAAUUGUGUCAUUUCCGCCCUUCUCCCGGUCAGAGAUUCUUAUCAGAGAGAUCGACAGGCUAGCCCGCUAUUAAGGCUACCACACAAGUUGGUCCGGUCUGGUCUCUGGGCGCCGCUUGGCCGCCUCCAUCACACCAGCGCCUCUCCUUCACCCUCUCGAUUGCGGCCCCCCUUCCUUCCCCUUCCCCUUGUAUCCCCACUGGUAGAGCAAGGGAUUGCUCACGGCAGAUUUGAUUUGGCCUAGCGCGUCGUUCUUCCGGAGAUGUUCAAACCGUUUCCAAUCUCUAGAACCGCAUGUCAAUCAAUUGCAAGCAGCCAUAUAAGACCUCGUCACUGGGCCUUCAAGGUGUAUUGUCCGGAGAGAACAUCAUCCAACAACUCGACGACAUUGUUACAGAGAUUCUUACGACAGAUCUCAACCCGGGGUCCUCUCGAAAAGCUUCCCGUCCCAUUAUUGACGACUUACACGAACCUCCCUAAGCCGGUACUACAAACUCCACAUCACGAGGCCGAAGCAUCACGAACAAACAACUCAAAACUUGCAAAAUGCAAUUUUCUGUUCUUUGGAGGGCACCUGAGGUGAACCCUGUCAAUCGCAAGGCCCGCAGCAUUCCGGUGUUGAACAUUUUCAAUGUCUAUGCGCGCGCGUUCCACUUCUCAUGGCUUGGCUUCAUGAUUGCCUUCUGGGCAUGGUACACUUUCCCACCGUUGUUGACGGUGACCAUUAAGAAGGACCUGAAGUUGACUAACGCACAAGUCGCCAACUCCAACAUUGUUUCUUUGGUCGCGACACUAUUUAUGCGCCUCAUCGCCGGCCCCGCUUGUGACCGAUUCGGUUCCCGCAUCGUCUUCGGCUCCCUAUUGCUCAUCGGCACACUGCCCAUUGGCCUUGCUCCGUUGGUUACGAAUGCCACAGGCCUCUACAUCAGUCGUUUCUUCAUUGGUGUCCUUGGCGCGACUUUCGUCCCCUGCCAGGUGUGGUGCACAGGCUUCUUCGACAAGAACGUGGUCGGAACUGCCAAUGCCCUUGCUGGCGGUUGGGGCAACGCUGGCGGUGGGAUUACAUAUUUUGUUAUGCCCGCCGUCUAUGACUCCUUCGUUCACGCACGUGGCUACUCUCCUGGCCAGGCGUGGCGGUUGACCUUCAUCGUCCCCGUCAUUUGCCUCCUUGUGUGUGGUCUGGGCCUUCUUCUCCUAUGCGAAGACACCCCUACUGGCAAAUGGGCCGACCGUCAUCUCCAUGCUCAGGAGAAUCUGCAAUCUCACGGUGUCAACGCUGUCGUCGAUGUUCCUGGGGGCAUUACCGACCGUACUGCCGGCUCCAUGGCAUCUGACGAGGAGAAGAGUAGCACUCACGGAAAGAACGGUGUCAUCGCCGGCAACGAAGCCCCUCUCUCCCGCGCCGAGAUGGUUGAGACCGCUCAAGGAGACACUGUGGUCAACCCGACUUUCAAGGAUGCUAUGAAGGUUGUUUUUUCUCCUCAGACCGUUUUCCAUGUCGCCACCUACGGCUGCUCGUUCGGCGGUGAGCUGGCCAUCAACUCCAUCCUCUCCUCAUACUACUUGAAGAACUUCCCUUCUCUCGGCCAGACUGGUGCCAGCAACUGGGCCGCCAUGUUCGGAUUUCUCAACAUCAUCACCCGCCCUACCGGCGGUGUCGUGUCUGACCUCCUCUACCGAUAUGGUGGCCACAACCUUUGGCUCAAGAAGGGCUGGAUCACAGUCUGCGGUCUUCUCACUGGCGCUCUCUUGAUUCUCAUCGGCCAGAUCAACCCCCACAAAGAAGCCACGAUGUUCGGUCUUGUCUUCCUUAUGGCUGUCUUCCACGAGGCAGGAAACGGUGCCAACUUUGGCCUUAUCCCUCACGUUCACGGCCACGCCAACGGCAUUGUGUCCGGUGUUACCGGCGCUGGAGGAAAUUUUGGCGGUGUCAUCUUCGCCAUCAUCUUCCGUUUCAUGGACAACGGCACCAACUACGCCAAGGGCUUCUGGGUCAUUGGCUGCAUCCACAUCGCUGUCAACCUUGGUGUUUCCUGGAUCCACCCGCUCCCAAAGAACCAGCGCCACUGAGCCUGGGUCUUCGUGAAGGUUGACUGAUGACUCUGUUAACGGCCUUUUUAUUAUUAUCCAUUGCUGUUUUGCAUGCCUUUUGGGAAUCGGAGGGAUUACGGGAAAAUGAGAACGGAGUAUGGGAAAGGGCAAUAUGAUAUCCACGGUUGGAAUUUAGUGAAUAAUGUUGUCUUCAAGUAAUUUGAUGUCUAAACCACC
Colletotrichum destructivum is the source of this 3556-nucleotide messenger RNA. RefSeq names its product Putative nitrate transporter NarK/NarU, major facilitator superfamily, MFS transporter superfamily. Gene Ontology annotation, biological process: nitrite transport; nitrate transmembrane transport. The coding region runs from base 1835 to 3358 and encodes 507 amino acids. The transcript has 3 exons. Gene Ontology annotation, molecular function: nitrate transmembrane transporter activity; nitrite transmembrane transporter activity. The record is from RefSeq and is a predicted model, not a curated record. Gene Ontology annotation, cellular component: membrane. Lineage: Eukaryota; Fungi; Ascomycota; Sordariomycetes; Glomerellales; Glomerellaceae.